Molecule: messenger RNA, 477 nt
Organism: Cucurbita pepo subsp. pepo (vegetable marrow)
Lineage: Eukaryota; Viridiplantae; Streptophyta; Magnoliopsida; Cucurbitales; Cucurbitaceae
Source: RefSeq, a predicted model, not a curated record
AUGUCGAAUAAGGUUAUGUUCCGUCCGCCAUUGUCGAAACGUGAGCAACCACUGUUACGGAGCAAAUCCAUACCUGGCAGCCUCCGGUUCGCGGAGGUUGCUGGCGGCACAACUGCCGAGUGCGCUGCUGUGUGCUGUUGUUGUCCUUGCUUUGUCCUCCACUUCCUCGUCCUCGCCAUUUACAAGGUUCCGGCCGGGCUCUGCCGACGCGCUUUAAGGACGAGGCGCCGGCAUAGUCUAAGGAAGGGAACUCUUCCGGCGAGGCGCGGGCGGUGCUCUGCCUGCAGUUACGACGAGGCGGAUCUUCAGAUUCUUACCGGCGGAAAAACGAUGAACGCAUCGGAACUGAAAGGUAAAAAAUCGGACGAAACGGAAAGGAAAGUUAUGGAACUGGAAACAGAGAUGUGGGAGACUUUUUAUGGUACUGGUUUCUGGAGAAGCCCCUCUCAGAGAGAUCAAAUUACAGAUUCUAUAUGA